Messenger RNA from Anopheles funestus (African malaria mosquito), 2511 nucleotides. RefSeq names its product protein PAT1 homolog 1-like. The record is from RefSeq and is a predicted model, not a curated record. The transcript has 3 exons. Lineage: Eukaryota; Metazoa; Arthropoda; Insecta; Diptera; Culicidae. Gene Ontology annotation, molecular function: RNA binding. Gene Ontology annotation, cellular component: P-body. The coding region runs from base 1 to 2511 and encodes 836 amino acids. Gene Ontology annotation, biological process: P-body assembly; deadenylation-dependent decapping of nuclear-transcribed mRNA.
AUGGAUUCAUUUUUUGGAUUUAAUACCACUCUACCGGUGGAGAACGAUGACGGCGAUGAUGAGUUUGGCAGAAUAUGUCCUCAGGCAGGCACAGUCGGAUUGCGUUCACCGCUGCAACGGCGAUGUAAAGAAGACAUGUCGGACGAGGAAGAAUAUGACGCCCUGAAUGAUGAAACGUUCGGUUCAGCGGACAACGGUGAUUGGGAAGACAUUCACGAAAACCUUUUGCGGCUCUACGAUACCAACGAUGAGAGCGGUCGCAGCAGUGUCGUUGCGCAGAGUAUUGGGGAUGAGUUUGCAAGCAAGUUACGGCUAGAUCCGAGCAUAUGGGGAAGUCCAAUGAAGGUGCAACCUUCAGUUCAACAGCAGUACUCUGAUCAUCCAUCGAACGUCCAGCAACCGGUGCAAUCGUUUCGCCAAUCAACAACUACGCAACCGGUGAAGCCUCGGGAACAUUUUACACCGACUAAGGAUUUUAAGCCGAUUCCAUCCAUGCCACUGAUCAAUCCAUCGGUACCUCCACCACUGGGAGUUACACCCGCGCUGAUGACCGUACCUCCACCGCAUCUAUUGGCAGCGAGAAACUGUGCCCUGUUUCCUCCGGGACCGCCACCACCACCAGGAGCCCCUCUGAUGAACCAUCCGAAUCGUCUUCCGAUUGGCAUAUUGCCGUUGAACAUGUUAGCUGCCCGACCGUAUUCGACGCCAAUCAACAAUCUAGCAAUGCAUCCUGCUUUUCCACCGCGCUGUCCAUACGGUUCGCCGCUGCAAGGUUUUUUGGGUCCACCAGUGACGAUUGGUCCCCCGCUAACUCAACGCCAUCCGGGGCCUCCUGGGCCAUUUCUGAUGCACCGUAGCCCAACUCCCCUGCAGAACAAUCAGUUCAACCAGCGGCUAGUGCAGGAAAUACAACAGAAUCAUCCAAUGCUAGCGUUUAACAGACAGGUUGCCAACUCCUUCAACGCUUGCAAUAAUGGAGUAAUGAAAACUGUGCCUCAAAACCAACCGAGGCCAGUGUUCGUGAAGCAAAUGUAUUAUCAGCAACAGCAGCAACAGCAACGUUCGCGGCUAUGCAAUGGUAUUCCGGACGGUGGUACUCCACCGAAACCGCACGAUGAAUACGCAAACAUGAUGAGCACAAGGGAUAAGCAGUGGUUAAUCGGGAUACAGCUAACGCAACUCAACUCCGAUUUACCAUAUUUGAACGAUUACUACUUUACCGUGUACAAGCAAAGGCUGGCAGCGGCGAAGGGCGAGAGUGAAAAUCGUAUCUAUAAGGAAAACCAACUGAGCCAUCCAUUUACCCAGCCGAAGGAGCAUGCCCAGCUGCUCCUGCUUUCAAUGCUAACGAAGAAUGUAAAGGGUGGCCUCUUGAACUUAAACCGCGAGCGCCGAAGUUCCGAAUCCAAGCCGGCGAGCGGUACCGAUGGCAAAGAGGGCGGUCGUGCGUAUACACCGUUUCAGUUUGAAAAGUCGCUCGGAAAGCUGCAGUGUGGAAGUGUAACGGCGCCGAGGAAGCUUAUCGAUGCCGAUGUUAUGGGAAAUGAUCAACUGAACGGAAAUGGCGUAUCGGCGGCGGAACAGUCUCAGACACAGCGCAAGGCUCGCCAUGUGCUGCUGCUAGUUGAAACAUUGUACAGGCUUGUGCUCCAGCUGGAGGAUAAGGUUAAUCCGGCUGCUAUAGCCGCUGCCAGUUUGUUGCGGGAAAAGGAAUUACGCGAACGUGACAUGCUGUGCGGUGCUGCAGGUACUGACGACCGUUCCCAUGGUGUUCAGUUAGGUGCGUUGAGCGGAACUGCUGCGAAGUGUAACGGGAUGCUAGCCGAGUUCGAAGAAUCAUUCGAGGACCUGUCGGCUUCCCUGAUAGGGCAGCUUUCGCAAGACAAAAUUACAUCCAUACUCGGUGUACGUAAGGGCAGAAUACUUCUUCGGCGUUCGUUGGCAGUUCUUCAUGAUCAUCCGUCUCGCUGGAUGCUGUGGGGCAUGAUCUUUACAGCAUUACCUUGCCUGGGCAAGAGAGAUCGAGAUGAUGCCGAGGGUCUGCUGUUGGCACUGUUCAGCGAGUUUGAGCGUCAGCUUCGGUACGGAACGAUGAAAGAUUUGCUGUCGGUGGCGAAGACGAUCGGCAGCUCGCGCAAAGUUAUGCAAUGCAUUGUCAGCAGUAAGUUUCUGCUGUCCUGCAUCAUAACCAUAAUUUUUCAAAUGGAAAUGUUUUGCGGCAAAAAUCCGGCUACGCUUUUAACCGCUUCCGAGGAUGACUGGUGGGUAUCGUUCCUGGAGGACGUGAACGAGGUUGUAAAGGCUAAGGUUGGAUCAACGCCCAGCAGCAGCAGCAUUGCGAUAAAUCCGGAUAACAAUAUCGUUCGCACGCUACGGGUUCAUUUUGCACGUUUCGGCACACGUGUUGACGGGACGGAUCUAAUGAACUUCAUCACUGAUAAUGGUAACCACCAACAGCGAUCGGUUGCUGCCAGGAAACAAUCAUUACAAGAAACAAACAUUACCAAAUGA